Musa acuminata AAA Group (dessert banana) is the source of this 2087-nucleotide messenger RNA. RefSeq lists its product as uncharacterized. The transcript has 2 exons. Gene Ontology annotation, molecular function: zinc ion binding. NCBI's taxonomy places the organism in Eukaryota, Viridiplantae, Streptophyta, Magnoliopsida, Zingiberales, Musaceae. The coding region runs from base 892 to 1950 and encodes 352 amino acids. The record is from RefSeq and is a predicted model, not a curated record.
AUCAAUUAAAAUCAUAUUUAAUAAUUAUUAAUAUAUGCUUUAUCAAAAGUUUUAAGGAUAAUAUACAUUAUUUUAAGUUUUAUGAAACUCUAAAAAAUAAUCAAAUAACCAAAAGAAAUUAUAAUAAAAAUAAUACAGUAAGCUCUGCCGCAAAGAGGUUUGCUGCGGUGGGAGGCUUCAUCACCGUUGAAUUCCCAUCGCCUCCCCGAUCAGAUCUCGUAUCCAACGGCCAGCAGGAAAAGGAUGCGUUUAGUACGCUUUCGCCACCCCAUUUCCUUCUUCCCCGUUCGGAAUGGAAGCGGUGAAGCAGUUGGAUCCGCCAAACAAACUCGUUGAUUCUUGAUCCGUCAAGAAAAGGUUGCGAGAAAUCAGGUGAUUUUGCCUCCUUCCCUCUCUGUGAUCGAAUUCUGGAAGAAUCAAGACUGUGCUCGCCUCGAUUAGAGAAUCAGAAAGGAAGUCUUGCUCGUGUUGUCGUUGAUGUGCUCAUUGGUUGUAGAGUUUUGAUGAUUUGAGUAAUUUGGUUCUGUCGAUGCGUGGCUUUGCGUAUCAUUUGAAGUUUUCCUUUUCUCAUUUGUUUUGUAGAAUGAUUAGGCUAAAAAAAAUCACUUUUUUUUUCUUCUCAUUAUAAGCCCUGUUUUGUUCCGUUUGAGUGAAUGCGAUCGAUUGAUGAUUAUUCCACAGAUUAUGCAUGCUGUUGCCUGUCACCGGCUUGUGCUAUGGUUCACCCUUUUUUUCUACUUGCAACAUGAAUUGCUUGCGGUGCUAAUAUAUGGAAAACCAUCUGAAGAUAUUGAUGCUUUUCUAGUUGUUCCUUGUGCCAGCUUGUCUAUUUAGGAGUCAUUGCACUGAUUCUGAUUGGUACUGGUUCAUAAACUUUGGUUAGAAGGUGCGAUGGAUGUCCCAGAAUCAGAUUGUGGAUUUGUAAACGAGAGUGAGCCGUUGUUUCAUUGCAAUCAAUGUGACAAGGAGUUGGUGCGGAAGAUAGCACAAUUACUGCUUCCUGGAUUGGCCGCAGCUUGUGUUGACAAUACCACUGGUCUGUUCAAGAGUGCAGCUUCUGUUGCUGUUGUUACGAGGAAGGAGAUGGUGGACUAUCUCAAGCAAAGAAGUCAAAUGUAUGUCACGGAAGCUGUAGGCCAAGGAGAUGAUAUUGCGAAUAUGGUGGAAGAAUUUUCUGAUGAACCAACUGAAAUCAUAUCCGGUUUUGUUGAUGAUUUUGCAAGUUCAAAACGGAACUUGUUCAGUCGUGUUUCGGGUUGGUUGUCCAGCGAAAGCCGAGAAGACAAGUUUGAUGAUUUUGUGCAGGAAAUGGAGACAAAUGUGUUCUGGUCAAUUGAUCGGAGGGAAGCCAUUGCAGAAAUCCUGAUCAGGAAUGUGGACUUGAAGAGAGCAUUCCACUGUUCAAAAAAGUUUGACUCUGCUCAACAGCUUGCUGAGCAUGAAACCCAAUGUAGCUUCAGGAUAUUAGGUUGCACAAACGAGGGAUGCAAGGUUAAAUUUUCUGCUAUUCAUGCAGAAAAGCAUGACUCAGAAUGCCCUUUUAAGGUCAUUCCAUGCGAGCAAAAGUGCUCAGAGAGAAUAGUGAGGCAUGACAUGGACAGACAUUGCAUAACCAUAUGCCCCAUGAAGCUUGUCAACUGCCCUUUCUACCAAGUUGGUUGUCAUUCUGCUUUCCCACUGUGUAAUCUUGAGAAGCACUGUUCAGAAUGUCUACGGUCACACCUACUGUACGUUCUUCAAGUGCUUCACAAGCAGGAGGCUUCGGUGGAAGAGCUAAGACAGCGUGUGCAACUCUUGGAAAAGUCCCAUACUCUGAGCGAAUUGUCUGAAGCCUUGGAUGUGAGAUCGCUUACGCUGGUGAUUAAGGAACAAGAAGCAAAAAUGAAGAAACUGGAACGCGAUCUCAGUAACAUUAGAGAUAAUCAAAAGCUUGCAAAGAAUGUAAAAUGAGAUGAGAUUCUGUUGGCAAAGGACAUGUUUGUGGUUGUUUUGACUUUCUGAAGUCUCGGCUAUCAGUUGCUCAUAUGGAAUAUGAAAGUAGUUUCUCCUUUAUAAAUCAAAUGGAUUUGCAUAGGAAUCAUCAUGGA